Messenger RNA from Fonsecaea nubica, 681 nucleotides. RefSeq lists its product as hypothetical. The record is from RefSeq and is a predicted model, not a curated record. The coding region runs from base 1 to 681 and encodes 226 amino acids. Gene Ontology annotation, molecular function: protein binding. The transcript has a single exon. NCBI's taxonomy places the organism in Eukaryota, Fungi, Ascomycota, Eurotiomycetes, Chaetothyriales, Herpotrichiellaceae.
AUGUCGAAGGACCCCAACCUAAAUCCGUUUCUGCUCGCAGCAAACACCCCGGAUCCUGACCACCGACUCCUGCCUUUGCUUCGCUCCAGACCAGAGUUAGCGUCUGCGCAAGAUGCACAUGGUUAUUCGCUUCUACAUGCCGCGGCUUCUUAUAAUCAUGCGGAUCUCUUACGGACGCUGGUCAAUGAGUUCAACGUGGAUGUGAACUUGAAAGAUGAGGACGGGGAAACAUGCUUGUUUGUGGCCGAGACGGUAGACAUCGCAAAGUGCCUGGUGGAGGAGUUACACGUGGACCUCACAGUACAAAAUGACGAAGGUAUGAAUGCGCUCGAGAAGUUCGAGUCCGAACAGGAUUUCCCAGAAGUCGCAGAAUACCUCCAUACCCUUCCCUCACUAGAUCCUACCGCGACAUCUACACAUUCUGGGUCGAUCUCCAAUGGAGCUUCCCGCCCUGCACCCCUUCCACCCAAUGUAUCUAUCAACAUCGGCACCGAAGACGACACGUCACGGGCUACACUUGACCAAGAACCCGACCCUGAAUUUAGGCGAAGGAUAGAAGAGCUGGCAGCCAAGGAGAAUUUUCACACCGCAGAAGGCCAGAGAGAACUGCGCGAGCUGAUCACGGACGCAGUGAGAGAUGUGGGAAAUGAAAGCCGGGAUGUCAGGAGACGUUUCGAGUAA